Pezoporus flaviventris is the source of this 3231-nucleotide messenger RNA. It is a transcript of the gene RGS20, whose product is annotated as regulator of G protein signaling 20. Bases 1162 to 1920 code for a protein of 252 amino acids. The transcript has 5 exons. NCBI's taxonomy places the organism in Eukaryota, Metazoa, Chordata, Aves, Psittaciformes, Psittacidae. The record is from RefSeq and is a predicted model, not a curated record.
UCUUCCUAUUCCCCACACCGGGAAAGCCGCUCCCGCCCACGUGCCCCCAGCCGACACCGGCGUGGGAGUCUCCAACACUCCACGGGCAAAGCCCGCUGCUUCCUAUUUCUACAUGCUCCCCAGAACGCUCCCCGAAGCCAGCGACUCCAGCAAGGCGGCUCCUGAGGCCGCCCUGCUCCGCAGCCUGUGCACAAGCGGGAAGGGAGCAUCCCCGACAGCAGGGCUGCCCGACAGGCGUCCCGGGAAGGCGCAAAGCGUUCGUGCAGCUGGACAGUCUUGAUUUCACGGGAAGACCGUGUCGCUCUGCCUGGGGACAGCGGUGACCCAAGCCAGCCGCGGCCAUCCCGUUAACCCUUACCCCGCCGACGGGCGCGCUGCGCCCUUCUAGUAGACUGGGUUUGGGUCUGCCCGAGAGGCCGCGGUGGCGGGGCGUUAUCGGUGAAUAGUCCCCAAAAUGUGGCAGUGUCGGUAAGGGCGCUGCAGAGACGAUCGCCCGGAGGAGCAGGGCUAGAGCCGGGCCCGACAGCCCCUGCCCGGGGCACACUUCUUCCAGGGGCUCCCGUGGCCGGGGUGCAUCUGCCCCGGUAAACCGGGAGAGCUAGACCGAGAGAGCCCUUUGGCGACGAGCUGUGCGCCCAAGGAAGACAAGAGACGGCUGGGGGAGAGGGAGGAUGCAUCCUGCAGUUACUUAAAAUGCAAGCGUGCUCCAAUCUCGGGUUUAUAAGCACGACUCCUAUUCUUUAAGGCAUCUAUGUACAUUAAAACACGAGCACCGAGCCCCGCGGCGGCAUCGCCGCCUCUGCAAGCCCUUCCCACCACCUCCCCUGCGCGCACACACACUCACACGCUCUCACGCUGGUUUCUCCGGCAUUCCCCCCCGCCGGCGCCGGCCCCAUGGCUCCCCCCGCGCCCUCCCCACGCCGCCGGCGCCGUGCCGCUGCUGCGGCCGCUACUCCCGUUGCAAACGGCCCCUGAAGCUCAGCACUGCCCUGUGCUCGCCUCCCCGGGGACGGCCCUGCCGCAGAUCGCCCCGUCGCGCCUGGCCCGGAGGGGAGGGAGAGCGGGCUGCCGCCCUUGCUGCCCCCGGCUCCGGCCACGGCCAGCGAAGCCCAUCCGCACUCUCGGCCAGCGUCGUGAGGCGAACCCGCGAGGGCCGGGCGCAUGCGCGGGGCUGGCGAGCAGCCGUCCCCGGGCGACCAGCCCGCCGCUACCGGAGUGGAAGCGGGCGAGGAAUGCCGGCGGGGCCCCGCCGCCGACACCCCCAUGGGAUCAGAGCGGAUGGAGAUGCGCAAACGGCAGAUGUCUGCGACCCAGGAGACCCCAGGUGCUGCACAGGCUCCGCUCAGCGCAGGAAAUCGAGGGUCCAAUGCCUGCUGCUUUUGUUGGUGCUGCUGCUGCAGCUGCUCCUGUCUUACUGUUAGAAAUCAAGAUGAAGAGAGAGCAAGGAGAACAUCUCAUGAACUGCAAGCAGAGGGUAUUCCAAACUGCGAGGAAAGCCCUGCUCCUACUCUUGAAGAAGUAAAUGCCUGGGCUCAAUCAUUUGACAAGUUGAUGCUUACUCCAGCUGGCAGAAAUGCUUUUCGUGAAUUUCUACGAACAGAAUUCAGUGAGGAAAACAUGCUUUUCUGGAUGGCCUGUGAGGAACUGAAACAAGAAUCUAACAAAAGUGUCAUUGAAGAAAAAGCAAGACUAAUUUAUGAAGAUUAUAUUUCUAUCCUUUCUCCAAAAGAGGUCAGUCUGGACUCCAGAGUAAGAGAAGUUAUUAACCGAAAUAUGCUGGAACCCUCACAACAUACCUUUGAUGACGCACAGCUUCAAAUUUAUACCUUAAUGCACAGAGACUCCUACCCACGGUUUAUGAACUCUGCUAUUUAUAAGGACUUGCUUCAGUCCUUAUCUGAAAAAUCCAUUGAAGCAUAGAAUUUUUUCUUAAAUGUAUUUAUUUUAAAACAAACAGAACUCUGGGCUACAUCAAUCCACAGGGAAUUUAGAAUUAAUCAGAUAUUUACCUGAAAAUAACUCAGGCAAGUUUUACUACAGACUGAAUGAUUUAAACCCGCACAAGGCUCUGACACAAUCAGCUAACUACAAUUUCUGAUCAAAUUCAGUGUGUCUUUGCAAAAGAGAAUGAGGAUAAUGAUGAGAAAAUGUUGUUCAAAAACUGCAGUAUUUCUUUUUCUUCAAACACAGCAUGCAAUUCAGAAGCAAAACUGUUAGCAGCGUAUGUCUGAGGCACAAAUACCAACUGAGCACGAAGACUAGAUUUUAUUUAUAAGUGGAUUGUUAGAAUUUUCUGGAAAACCAAACCAGUUGCCCCACCCACACUGUGCCCAAAAUGAAAACUGUACUGUCAAUAUCUGGGUUACAUGAGACAAAAGUUCCACAUAUACCUGGCUUACGUACGGUCCACUUCUCUUGGUAUAUUUAAUGCACAUAUAGUGCACUAAUGGAAAUCGGUAUGGCAAUCUCAAGUUUAUGGAAGCUAAUGGUUGAAAUCAUGCUGCCUAUAAAAAUCUUUUGCUGAAGAAUUGUUAUUUUACUAUUAGAGUUUUCUGAAUGCAUUUUUAAGUUCAUACUGUUGAAGUUUAUAAAGUUAAAUUAUUUACUUCAGAGGAAGAAGAGUCUGGGCAUUUAAAUUCCAAAACAAAGCACAAGAAUUCUCACAUAAUCUUCUCUUCCCUUGGUAGGUAGAUGUAAAAACCCUUCACUAUUUGCUCCUGAGUGGAUGGCAGUAUCAGCCAUCUUCAUUUUGUACAUAUUAAAUUGUCCCAUUAUCUCACAGAUCUUGUAAGGUUUCUAUUCCAGAUACACACAUAUUUAAUUGAGAAAAAGAAGGAAGCUAGAACUAUUCUGUUCUGAUACAGCACUAUUUCAGACUGUCCAAAAGAAAAGCAACAGCUCUAUCCACUAAUAAACCAUGUUCAUUUACAGUAUCCCCAAAGCAUUACACUUUAUUUCUGACUGCAUCUCAAAAAUCAGUAAUCACAGAAAAUACUAGGAAGAAAGUAAAUUGAAUCUGCACAAUCUAUGUGUGGAUUAUGUACGUUAUUCUAUGUAUAACUACGUAUGUUACUCUAACAACUUCUUUAUUUUCAAUUUCAAGAUUCACUACAAUUCCACUAAAUUAAAGUUUGGAGUUCACAGUGGACUUCCACUGAAUCGUGUUUUUUCCUGUACAUUUAUUUAAAUGAACCAAAUGACACAUAUAGGUAGGAAAAGAACAUAUGGGAA